AUGCCUCCCUCAACGACUCUCCUCACCGAGCGCUUCGAGCACUUACUCUCCCGCCGCACAUACCCCAAAACCAUCUGUCCCUCCGAAGUCGCGCGGUCUUUAUCCUCAAACGAGCUCCACAGCCUCGGGGUGCGCGAGUGGCGCGAUCUCAUGCCCCGGCUCCGAGAGAUGGCUUUCGAGCUACGAGAUAGCGGACAUGUCGAGAUCUUACAGCGCGGGGACGUCGUCGACGCAGAUAGAAAGGAAGCGGACGUUAGGGGGCCUAUUAGGAUCAGGCUCAGGCCCCAGGCGGAAACA
Cladophialophora yegresii CBS 114405 is the source of this 297-nucleotide messenger RNA. RefSeq lists its product as uncharacterized. The transcript has a single exon. The annotation marks the transcript as partial. The record is from RefSeq and is a predicted model, not a curated record. NCBI's taxonomy places the organism in Eukaryota, Fungi, Ascomycota, Eurotiomycetes, Chaetothyriales, Herpotrichiellaceae.